Molecule: messenger RNA, 7656 nt
Organism: Pocillopora meandrina
Lineage: Eukaryota; Metazoa; Cnidaria; Anthozoa; Scleractinia; Pocilloporidae
Source: the annotation of a GenBank genome assembly
AUGGCUGCAGACAAUGUAUCAUCUCAGACGACAACUGGACAGCCUCAUUUGGCGAAGCAAGAUCUAACAAAAUUGGUAAAGAUAGUGUUUCGUCUCUUGUAGACAAUCACGUGUAGUGUUAAAUAUUCUGUUUAGUAAAAGGUUGAUAGUUUUGAAUUACGUUUGUUCAUUUUUUCUUUACUUUAUUAGGAUGUAUCUGAGCUAAAUCCUCUCACUCCCGAAGUUAUCAGUCGUCAAGCAACGAUCAACAUCGGUAAGACAUCAAUAUACACUACGUAAAAUAUUUAUAUUUGUUAAAUAGCGCCUAUUUUAUGAUCAGAAACCACAAAAAAAGAAAGUUACAUGGUGUUUUCUUGGUAUUUAGAAAACUUUGCUGUGUAUUGCAUCAGAAUUACUUUCUCCACAAGGUUUUACAUUUUUAAUUUUUUUUUUGUAGGAACUAUCGGCCAUGUGGCUCACGGGAAAUCAACAGUUGUUAAAGCAUUAUCCGGAGUACAGGUGAUUUUCUUUUCGUUAUCGUACUUGUGUGAUUAUUCUAAAAUAAUUGAAGUUUUCUACUGGUGUGGGUAUUACUUACAUGUGGCUGACUUUGCAAGUAACUUUUGAACCAUGUAACUGAAGAUCAUCUGUCAGAGUGCACACUGAUCAGAAAAAAGAUUGACCAGCAGUAAGACUCGUGUGUUAAGUGCAUUGAGGCUCAUAAGUACUCCCUCAAGAGCUCUGACACCAACAUGUCAUAAAAAAGUUGUUGACACCCCUGUUAGCUAACUGAUAACAGUUAUGCACCUUUCAACUCUUCUGCCCUGAGCAUGAUCACACGAUGCUAAAACCUGCUGAGUUGUCAACACUAACCUCUUGUCAGCUCAUUGCCCUGCCAACUGGCUUCUUGUACUCAGUAGAAAAAUCAAGCCAUUGUAUUUUUAAUGACUGCAAAAGCACAGUAUAAAAUAAUGAUUGAACUAAGUAUUUAUUCUUUUUCAGACUGUAAGGUUUAAAAAUGAACUUGAGAGGAAUAUUACAAUCAAACUAGGAUAUGCUAAUGCAAAGGUAAGCUGGUAACAUUUUGUUCAGAUUUCUUGGGUUUGAUGUUACUGCUGCUUCUUCGAAUGCAGCAGUAACUUCUGUCGGACAGCAAUUGUUAGUAUAUGGUAAUCAAAUAUUUAUAGAAGUCAGAGCAUGGUGACCUCGUAAGCUGUCUUGUUGAAUUGAAAUUGUUUGGAAAGGCAGUUGUUUAUUACUGUUGAAGAUGCUGUGGUUAAUUUUUCCAGCACCAUACUGUUUGAACACUGAAGGUAAAAUUCCAGUCUAAAAGAUUUACUCCCACUGCAUAUUGGUAUUUCAAAGUCAAAUAAAACCUUUCACUCCCAGGAUCUCAGCAUGAAAAGUUGAAAAAUUGUGCUACAUCAGUAUGAAAUAUGGAUUUAAUCUGCACAUUGGGGAAACUUUGAAGAAAAAUUUUAUAUGUUGAAGAGAUGGCAUUUUACCAUUUGAAUCCACGAGUUAUGCCCAAAAGAGAUGCUUAAUUUGUGAAGCAAUUAAGGUCCAAAAUAUGAUACCUUGAGUUAAACAGAGUAACCCUAUUUGAUGGAAUGAUGGAACAGUGGAAUGGCACAAUGGCACAAUGGUGGAAUAUCCUAUAAUAGGGAAUACCUUGUUGUAUUUUACAAAAUUCUCACAAAAAUGUGAUUGUAAUGAAAUCAGAAAAUAAUUUGUAAUUAUAAAUAAGAAGCAGAGCUUAAUAAUUAUUUAAGCCUAGCAGUUAAGGAAACCAUAAGAUUUCUUAGCAAACCUCUUUAAAUUAUUAUCAUAUUGCUAUUUUUAUCAUCAUUAUUAUUGUUAAUAUGAUGAUUUGUUACCAUUUAGUUAUUGGUUGAAUAUCAAUUAGACAUUUCAUUCUUGAAUCAUCUUUCUCUUAUGAAACAGGGUACUCAUAAGUAAGAUGUAGCAGGUUUUGUGUUUUGCAUGUGAAUACAAAUCUUCUGCAGUGCUACCCUCUCAUGUCUUUAUCCAACCUCCACUUCAGUUCAAUGCUAAAAAAUUGCCACAUGCAGUCUCAGACUGCCUGUUUUAUCCAUUGGAUAAUGUUCUAUGCCCUCUAAACAACUGGGUCGGUGGGAUUGUUAUCUGGUUAAUACCUCAAUAUAUUGUGUUAUUCACAGAUCUACAAGUGUGAGAGCAUUUCAUGUCCAAGGCCUGGUUGCUACCGUUCAUCUGGCAGUGCAAGAGAAGAUGUAUUCCCUUGUGACAGAAUGGGAUGUAAUGGGAAAUUUAGAUUAGUUAGGUGAGAGUUUAAGUUUAAUGGGAGUAAGUAAUUGCACUUUAUACUGAAAUUAUGGUGAUAUCAUUGCUUAGAAAACAUGGAAGAUAUUCAGGAGACUCCAAACUCAUGAUUAGUAGAUCUUUAACAGUCAAUUGAUUUUCUCUCUUAAGCACUUGUUACUUGAUGUAGCUGGAUGAUACACAAUAUUUUUACUUGGACCUUCAGCUUUGGAAUUCUCCCUCUUGUGAGCAAUAUUAUCAGCCUUAACUUACUUUGUGGGUGUGGCAGACAUGGUGCACAGCGAUCAGCAUGUUGGACACUGACCCACAAAGUGCCUCUAUCCAUUCAGGAGAAAAAAUAGCACUGCUCUCGGUUACUUCAUGCUAUAAACAGAGAUCUAAGCUCAAAUUAUCUUUAAGUCACUUUUUUUGCAACCUAAAGUCAUCAAGAAAAUAAUUGAAAAAAAGAGGGAUGUAAAGAAAACAGCAUUUUUUUUCCAUUAAAAUUCAUAUUUUAUAGUGUCUGCCUCAUGCAGAUCUAAACAACACUUGUGGUUCCAUUUUUUUUUUUCAGACAUGUGUCAUUUGUUGAUUGUCCUGGCCACGAUAUUCUUAUGGCCACAAUGUUGAAUGGCGCAGCUGUCAUGGAUGCUGCUCUUUUACUUAUAGGUUGGUUUUCAACUUUGUUUGUUCUUAAUUGAUUUCUUGACACUGUCAGGAGAAUCAUUUACAAAAUAAAAUGUUUCUACCUGCGGAGACAAGAUUGCCUCCAAACAAAUUAAUGACAGGAAUUGUAACUUCAUCCAGGUAACAGUUUGAACAGUUGGAUAAAAUCAAUGGGAAGGUUAUGUGAGGAUAUGAGUGACAAUAAUGCUUUCAAAUCGACUUAUGGUGGAUCAGUGAAAUAUGAGAUUUUGAAUUUCAUUGCUCAAAAGUUCUCCAAGUUUCAAAAUUAAGUGUUAUCAUAUUAUGUAGAUGUUCUUAGCAUCUUAUGUGACAUGUAUAAUUUCUUCAUUGUUUCAUUUAAGUUAAUGUUGAGUAUUCUUUGUUUCUUUCAUCCAAGCUGGAAAUGAAUCUUGUCCUCAGCCCCAGACUUCAGAACAUCUGGCAGCCAUUGAAAUAAUGAAGCUUAAGCAUAUAAUAAUCCUUCAGAACAAGAUAGAUCUUGUCAAGGAGAGCCAAGCUAAGGAACAGUAUGAACAGAUUCUCCAGUUUGUUCAAGGUGAGAAUACAUGGUUGAUAAAAAUUGUUAUCUUUAUUACAGUGAGGAACCAGGCAGGCUCUUCGUUUUGCAUCAAUGCUUUGAGGAUUUAGUACUAAAUCUUGAUGGCCCGAGACAUGGUAGAGCUCGGCAAACUCAAACUCUGUUAACUUCAACUCCCUGCUUACUAGAACAAAAUACAAUUUACUAUCUUCUUAACCAAACUCAGUUAAUUCCAACUCCUUGCUAACUCAAACUAAUUUUAAUUUCACUUGGCUCAGAUUUACCUUGGUAACUGGAAACUUUGUGUAAAAGUGUUGGUUGUUAACAUCAAAGUGUCAGAACAUGGCUGAUUACAUUGCAACCUUUGAUUGAAGAUAGGCAAACUUCCCAAACUAACUGUUCAAAUAAAAAAGCUGUUAUAAAACAAACUUAAUGUAUGAAAAUGAUGAUUCAUUGUGCAAGAAUGGUAAAAACAUGAUUGCUCAUUAUUUACAGUAAAAAAUUUAAAUUCAACACCUAUCCUAAUAACUCAAACCACUGCUGAGAUACCCCUUAGGAGUUCAAGUUAGCAGGGUUGUACUGAAACAAGGCAUUGCUGGAUACUAACAUGUACAUCUUCUUUAUUUUGUUUUUCAGGAACAAUAGCAGAAGGAGCCCCAGUGGUUCCAAUUUCAGCACAGCUCAAGUACAACAUUGAAGUCAUUUGUGAAUACAUCUGUAAGAAGAUUCCAGUACCUGUCAGAGACUUCACGUCCAGUGCUAAACUCAUAGGUAUGCAGUGGUGUUUAGUAAAAGAGUUCUGUUGAUAGAAAUGCAAUGAUUGGUGAUUACAUACUAGAAAAUCAUGUCUUUUCCAUGAUAUUUCUUAUAAAACGUUGUCAUUACUAGAAUUUUUUUUGUUCUGUUGUUUAGUUAUCAGAUCUUUUGAUGUAAACAAACCAGGCUGUGAAGUGGAGGAACUCAAAGGUGGUGUUGCCGGGGGGAGCAUACUGUGUGGAGUUCUUAGAGUGAGUACAUGAUGGAAACUUUUUUCAUUUUCUCAAGGUAUUGUUGUUUAUCAGAUAUACUGUCCAAAAUGCUUACAAACCUUUUUUCAUUUCUUCAUAUAUUUGCCCUUUAUCAUAGGAAAUUAGCAUCAGUGAUAGUCAACUGGUCAACUGAUCAGUAAACUUUGACAAAUUUUUAUCAGUCUAGUACAUGGGUGAUCAAACAACCUUUUGAAGUUUUUUGUUCUUUUUUGAGUAGACCAAGAUCAAAAUGAUUGGAUGCAAUCCAGGAAAGCUGGUGAAGAAGACACUUGCAACAUGAAUGUGAAGUUUUUGAUUUUCUGUUUAUUUGUAGGUGAGCCAAGAAAUAGAAGUGAGGCCAGGUAUUGUAUCAAAGGACAGUGAGGGGAAACUGCAGUGCCGUGCCAUUUUCUCUCGCAUUGUGUCUUUGUUUGCUGAGCAGAAUGACCUUCAGUUUGCAGUGCCGGGAGGCCUUAUCGGUAGGAUAAUUCAGAUGCAUUAACUGCUUCCAACUCAUUACCAGUCAUAAAUUUUGGAAACUGUUUGUUCAACUUAUAAAUCUUUUAUUAGGUGUUGGCACAAAGAUUGACCCGACACUAUGCCGAGCAGACAGGAUGGUAGGACAGGUGUGUAUCAGAUUUGUGAUAUUGUUAAAGAUGUGGUUACAGACCAAGUAAUCUUGUUUGAGGCAUCACUUUUUCGGUCUAUAGUCUACACUAUACAACCAAUAUUUUAAAAAUACAUCACUGAAUUUAAAUAUUUUACUUAAAGAAUGUUUCCAAGGCUUUAAGAAGAAAUUGAUUUUCAUGCCCUUGGGUUUAAAAGGGAUCCUAUUUUGAUAACUGUUUGUUGUUGUGCCAGGUUUUGGGUGCUGUUGGGACACUUCCUGAGAUUUACACAGAGCUUGAAAUCAACUACUUCCUGUUGAGAAGACUGCUGGGAGUGAGGACUGAAGGCGACAAGAAGGGAGCUAAGGUAUUGCACAGGGAAUUACAACUCGAAUGUUAAAUCAUAAAUUUCUCAAUUUAUGUUUUGAUUAACUGGACAACAUCACGAACAUACUCCAUUUCCUCAUACAAUUUCCAUUUGAAUGGAAGUUUUAACAUAUAGGAAGCCUGUUUCAGGCGUUCAGUUAAUAAAACAGAGCGAAAUAGUAAACGGGGUGAUAUUAUAGCGUCAGAACGAAAAACCAGAGAGGUUUGGGUCCGGUUGAGUUGAGUUUAAUUACGCGCCCCGACCCAAGCCUCCCUCGGUUUUUCACUCCUCCGCCACUAUUGAGCUUCGUUUUGCUUACUAAACGCCCGGAAAAGGUUAACAGACUAUAUGUGUGUAGUUACUCAUGUUAUGAGAACUCAAUUAGAGUUUAAAAAAUUAUCUGACCUGUGGGAUUCUGAUUACGUAAUUACGUGGUUGUGAGUGUUGUUUAUUGGAGCUUUGUUUUCUGCAGGUACAAAAGUUGACUAAGAAUGAAGUGUUGAUGGUGAACAUUGGUUCGCUGUCCACUGGAGGUCGUGUGUUGGCAGUCAAAGCAGAUUUGGCCAAAAUAGUGCUGACUCAACCCGUUUGCACUGAGAUCGGAGAGAAGAUUGCGCUUAGCAGAAGAGUUGAAAAACAUUGGAGGUUUGUUUAUUUUUAUCAUUCAAAUACGCUUACAAUGUGUGUUCCUUGCAUGUCUACUGCCGUUGCCGUUUUAUAAACCAGAAAGUUUACACCUAAGGCGACCACUUUUUUCCCUUCUCUCUAAUUACUGUUACAAUCGAAGCACAUUUAGUCGAGUGUUGAAAGUAAGUCGGGAUUGCAAUGAAUACUUUGCUUUGUGAUUGCUUUACAAAACUUCUACCACCUUCUCUACCAAUCAGAUGCAAGACUAGAGCUAUUCGCGACCCUGGUUUUCCCGCGCUUUAGGCUGUUUAGGUUUGAGUUCUCAUUGGCUUAAUGUCGUGCUGUCAUUGUUCUGAUUGGCGGUGUGGUUCCUUUGAAUUUGGUCUCAUGACCCUCAGUCGAAACGCGCUUUCCGUGGCUCUGGUCCAAAAUUUAUUCCAAACGAGCAGGAAGGAAUGUGAUGAAAAUUCAGAGACGGGCGGUCAGAUACAAGUUUGCAAUCUUGCAACUUGAUGGUGAAAGUCUCUUUUUCUGAUUUCCUGGCUCAGUAGAUCCCAGUCCCAUACCCUCAAGUUAAAGGCAAGAAAGACAGAAUUUCCCCGAAAUGGCUGUAAAAAGUGGUACCUAAAUCAGCCUGCUAGGAUAAUAAGUGAAAUAAUAUGAUGCAAUUAUCUCUAAGAGAUGCGACUAAAUUUUAUUUUAUUUUUUAAGUGGGGGGAGUUAUCAGCAGCCUUGCAGACGUUAUCUGUUGUAUUUGAAUUCGAUUUUACCUCACAGCGCCUAAACAAGCUUCACAGCCUCUAAUCUAAUAUCUUUAAUUGUUUUAUUGUUAAUGUUUUAGUCGAGGUCUAAGUAAUCUUUCAAGCUAACUAAAUAGUCCAGCACUUGAGGAAAAACUUUGACUCGUGAAACUUCUGUUCUACAUUUCAGAUUAAUUGGAUGGGGCCAAAUCAGACGCGGAGUUACCAUCAAACCAGAAUCAUAGGAUAAAGCAGCAGACAUUUUGUAGUUUAAGAGAAUCGAGUUCAACAAGGAAAGCUUCUGUCAAGAACGUGUUCUGCGGGUGCACUGUGGUCUAUUCGGUGAAUGUUUUAUCUUCGUGUUUAUCGAUCUUUAUGAAAAGAGUCCUGAUUUGAAGAUUUCUCCUAUCUAACGUGUGAACACUCUUUCUUGUACGGAAAAUACUAGAAGCUUACGAUGUUUAUGAAAUCAUGAUCUGAAUUAUGUAAUUUAAGUGAGAUUUGGGAGUCGUUGGUCUUCUUUUGCUUUGUCACGCGUACUUCUCCGUUCUUGGGGACGUCACGCAACACUCUCCAUUGACGAAAAAAGCAUCGUGACGUCCUGGGUACUUGGAGUGUUGUGUAACAAAGAGAUAGGGAACGUUUCGUGCGCAAACUUAGAUAACGGCAGCUUAGGAAACCAACGAUUCAAAAUGUUAUAGUUAUCGAAAUCCUUAGUUAAGGUUAUCAGACCUGGUAUAUCGUAAUAAACAUGACAAUCUAUUUUAAAUAUUUCAAUUUCUUUUUUACUGAGACUCAUGGGGGGUUUGAACGAAUGAAAUGAAUGAGAUAGGUUCAGCCAAGG